Molecule: messenger RNA, 1566 nt
Organism: Penicillium maclennaniae
Lineage: Eukaryota; Fungi; Ascomycota; Eurotiomycetes; Eurotiales; Aspergillaceae
Product: aminotransferase-like domain-containing protein
Exons: 9
Coding region: 1-1566 (521 amino acids)
Biological process (GO): L-tyrosine biosynthetic process; aromatic amino acid catabolic process
Molecular function (GO): aromatic-amino-acid:2-oxoglutarate transaminase activity; pyridoxal phosphate binding; L-2-aminoadipate:2-oxoglutarate transaminase activity
Source: RefSeq, a predicted model, not a curated record
AUGAGUCCGCCCGCGCCACUGGAGGUUGAUAUGGUGGGGGUCACCGAUACCUCUGCUGUGCCUGUUCCGGAUCCUUUGACUGUCAAUGGUGUCCCGGCAUGGCGUGAAAAGAUGGGCCAAAUGCCUACUGGGGUUGCGGCGGCGUGCAGCAGCGAUAUGUUCAAAAGCCCGGCUUGCUAUUCCAAGCCGAAGGCUAAACGUUACGAUCAUUACUUCUCUCUUGAGGCUAAGUCUCGCAAGGCCUCUACGCUGAAGACCGCGGCGCAAUACCUUAAGAACCCUGGAAUGAUCUCCCUUGGUGGUGGCCUGCCUUCCGCCGAUUAUUUCCCUUUGGAGAGCCUCGACAUGAAGGUCCCCACGGCGCCCGGGUUCUCUCCGGAAGCUACCAAACAGAGCGGCACUACCCUGCACGCUGGAAAGCAUGAUAUCAAAGAAGGAAAAAGCCUUUAUGACCUUGAAAUUUCUCUCAAUUAUGGCCAAGCUACCGGAGCUGCCCAGCUUCUCCGAUUCGUCACUGAGCACACUGAGAUUAUCCACCACCCGCCUUAUUCAGACUGGCAGUGCACCCUGACUGCUGGUAGCACUUAUGCUUGGGACACCGCUCUCCGUCUCUUCUGCGAGCGUGGAGACUAUAUUAUGUUGGAGGAGUACACGUUCGCGAGUGCCGCCGAAACCGCUUGGCCCCUGGGUCUUAAGGCCGCGGCCAUUGCGAUUGAUGAGCAGGGUCUCAUUCCCGAGGCCAUGGAUGACCUGCUCAGCAACUGGGACGAAAAGACUCGCGGUGCUCGCAAGCCUUUCGUCCUGUACACUAUCCCUACCGGUCAGAACCCAACCGGAGCCACCCAAUCGGCCGAGCGCCGCAAGGCUGUAUACAAGGUCGCACAGAAGCACGAUGUCAUCAUCGUCGAGGAUGAGCCCUACUACUUCCUGCAAAUGCAGCCCUACGAAUUCAUCAAAUCCCUUGUCCCUUCGUUCCUAAGCCUUGACGUCGACGGCCGAGUGGUGCGAUUGGAGUCCUUUUCCAAGGUCGUCGCUCCCGGUAGCCGAGUCGGCUGGAUUGUCGCCUCUGAGCAGAUCAUAGAGCGUUUUGUUCGCAACUUCGAGGUUUCCUCGCAAAACCCCAGUGGUAUCUCCCAGCUGUUCCUCUACAAGCUGCUGGAUGAGCACUGGGGCCAUCUGGGCUAUCUGGACUGGCUCAUCAACCUGCGCCUGGAAUAUACCCACCGCCGUGACGCAUUGCUGCACUCGUGCGAGAAACACCUGCCUACCGAGAUUGCGCACUGGGCACCCCCGGCCGCGGGCAUGUUCCAUUGGAUCGAGAUCGACUGGAAGAAGCACCCCGGUGUCGCCGCAGGCAAAUCACGGGAGGAAAUCGAAGAAGAAAUCUUCCUUUCCGCCGUCGACCACAGUGUUCUCUUGUCCCGUGGUAGCUGGUUCAAGGCCGACAGCUCGGCCGUAAUGGAGAAGAUGUUCUUCCGUGCAACCUAUGCUGCUGCCUCAUCCGAGAAGAUCGACGAGGCCAUCUCGCGCUUUGCUGAGUGCCUGCGAGAUCAAUUCAAGCUGUAA